AUGGACUUCGGUACGAUCAUACUACUACACGAUCUCGGCAUUGCUUCUCGCCUGCCCCUGAGUUUGUGGCUUGCGCUUACAUCGCUCUCCUGAUUUAUGCGCGCACCCUCUUGAGACAGCAGUAUAUGCUGCUCAGCUUCUUCGGUACCUGUCGUUGUGGACAGUUAUGGAUCAGACCACAUUAGCACCGCCAUGCGGAAGGGCCACACUUCUAUUCGAGCAAGCAAAACUCUCGGCGCUGCGGACUAUCGGGUCAUAUCACACCAGCUACAAGCGCGCGAUAUGGUUUUGGGCGUUGUUAGAUGGAUCACCUGCCGGAUUGAAGUCCACAGCCUAUAAUCUAGCAUCAGAAAAGCUUGAGGACCUAAAAAAGCGUAGGGAGAGAGAAGAAGAAGAGCGUAAGUGCAAGGAAGAACUGGAGCGAAAGAAGCAAUUAGAGAAAGAGCGAAUAAGAUAUGAGAAAGCACAUCAAGAGCUCGAGGACUUAAAAUUGCGUAGGGAUCAAGAAGAAAAGGAGCUUAAGUACAAAGACGAACAGGAGCGCAAGAAGCGAUUAGAUAUUGAGCGAGAAAGAUAUAAGAAAGCACAACAAGAGCUUAAGGCGGUAGAUGCGCAAGCGAGGAGAAGACUAGAAAAAGAGAAGCUGGCAGGGCAGGUACUAGAAGAUCGAGAGCACCUAGGGCAAGGACAACAGGAUGCAGCCGACUACGCGCAAGGAGUACUAGAGCGAGAAGAGCAGGAGCGCCAACGUCAAGCAGCGCAAGCACAAGAAGAGUACGCGCGAAGGGGAUGGGACCGCAUAGCAGACCGAACAAGGAUAGAGUUUGAGGAUGCAGAAUACCAGAGACUGAAGCAUGAGCACGUACAUGGUGGGCCAAGAGAGCCGAGACAGAGGGCACAUAGGCACAUUCAAGUUCACAGGCUCUCAGGGAGUCAAGAGCGUACAGCGCAUAAAUCAUCGGAGCAUGAGCGAAAGAGACAACUACCAAGGGACGAUGAGCAAACAGGGCACGGAGACGAAGCUAGUGAGAAUUGGGCGUAUGAACACAGAGUUGGCGGCAGUCCCCCACGCCGGCCACGCACGCCUCCUCCAGCCCGCCCGCCUUCUCCCCCGCCACCUGGUGCCAUCUGGAUCCAACUUCCUCAGAAUCCUGACCCUCAUCACGGAUCUAGGAAAAUAUACCCCCGUGUGGUCCUAGUCCGACAGCUACUAGAGUUCUUCUAUCAAAACGGACAUGGGCGGAAUGUCAUGCGCCGCAAUGCGGCACGAAACAGAUUCCUCCGCUCGUUCCAAGUCUCUGACGUUGAUGUAAGGUGGGAUGGAGCAGGUGGAGGGGGCGGUGGAGAGGAUGGCAGACAUUAUGGUGGGUAUGGGCCACGGGGAAGAGGCGCCUCUGGUUCUUCUGGUGGAUGUAACUGUUGCGGAAAUUGUAACUGUGCGCAGGAUUGCUAUUGCAAAGAAGGCUAUCGCAAAAGAGGAAGAAUCGGAGAAAUUAUCAUCAUAGAAAGAAGCGAGAGUGUCGCUAAAACUGAGCUCCCACAUGUCAGGAGGAGACGAAGUUCGCGUACAAAUUUUCAACCCUCACGAAGCAAACACGACGAGUCACCCUGGACGACGGACCACGCAGAUGACAGGGGAAGACAUGGCGACCGGGGAUAUGACCACGCCUAUAAGUCUCCUGUUACUUCACCAUCCAGCAAACAUAAAACUCUAUGGGGUGGGAAACCAGGCGGUGUAUGGUUCUUUUUGAUGCGCGACGGCCACAUCUGUACGAAUCAUCGCCCUUCAAGCUACAAAGAAGGUCAUUGGAAUAAGUACCUCCGCGAUAUGCUCCAGAACGAAUACGAUUCACUCCGGACAAGGUGGAGAUGGAGAUAUCGGCCUUUUCGAGAGAUCGCAUUUGCCUACUUCCACUUGUGGGAAUGCAUCAAUCUCGCACACGAUAUCUGGGAACUCACUGAUUCGGCUCCGAUAGUGGGGUCGUCAAAAUCGAGCAUCUCGGCAAAGCCGCUUACGAACCAUUUCCGAUACUUGAUGCGACAUCCCCCUGAAGACAGACGGUGGACUAUUGAAUUGGACGAUAAGAUUAAAGCCGGGCGUGGAAAUGGAAUGGACUUUGUAGUCAUGGUAGAGAUUAUUGAGGGGCUGAACACCCGUUUCAUCUACAUCCUCACAGCUGUUAACGUCCUCUGCGGCAUCAUCAUCGGUGUUGUCUACAGUGUCGUAAAGAAGAAGGUCGGCGACGCCUUUACCAUCGCAGGCUAUUGGAUCAGCGCGGCUUCUUUCAUCAUCGUUGUUGUGGCUACUGGCGAGUGGUUUGGCAUGGAGUCGCCGGACUGUUUCAGUGAGACUGAUAUGGCGGAUAUGGAUAGAGUGGUUGGGAGAUUGCUUUUCGACGAGGAAGAGCAUAAGAGCCACCACGAGGAGCCGGAAGAUAUAGUAUGAAGAGUGGUGCUGAAGAUGAAGCUCUAAUCUCUUCUAUAACGGGGUUGGCUCAACUUUGAUGCGAUCACAUCCUUCAACAUCCUUUUUCCUCUUCAACACUUCGAUACGAGCAUAUACGAAAUGGCUCUCCAUUUGGGAAAUCUACCUGUUAGCUAUCAGCACUUAUUCCCACCUCUUCGCGAGGUCUGGAUAGCAGG
Trematosphaeria pertusa is the source of this 2643-nucleotide messenger RNA. RefSeq lists its product as uncharacterized. The transcript is spliced from 5 exons. Bases 167 to 2446 code for a protein of 759 amino acids. The record is from RefSeq and is a predicted model, not a curated record. NCBI's taxonomy places the organism in Eukaryota, Fungi, Ascomycota, Dothideomycetes, Pleosporales, Trematosphaeriaceae.